CCAACUCAUCUAACUCACAACGACCACCUCUGUCGCGCGUAUUGAACGUUGAACCUUUUCUUCGCAAACCUAUCAAGUGCGCGCAGCGUGCGUCGUCGUGGCCUUGUAUAAGCAUGUCGAUCUUCUCUAUCUUCUACUGAAUACAUCCGCUCGACACCAGCACCACGGAUAGUCUAUUCCAUCUUGCCAUGCCUGCCACUAGUCGUCGCGGCAAGCUGCUCGACGAGGAUUACGAACUCAAUGACCCGGAAGACGAUAUAAGUGACUGGGAAGAAACCCAUAGAAGACGAUCGGGCGGAAGCUCUCAGAAGCGUGCUCGCGGGAGCAAGGCGGGCUCUUCCCGAGUCAAGAGGCGCGCCUCUGCUAAGCUCUGCAAACUGCCUACCCUUCCGUUAGACAUUAUCUACGAGAUACUCUCCCUGCUAACUCCAAUCGACCUCGCCAAUCUUGCGCACACGGAUACGGCAUUCCGCUCGACACUCACGUCUCCUCAAGCCUCCAGCAUCUGGAAGGCAGCCCGGAAGCGCAACGGGUCCGUCCCUGACUGUCCGCCUAAUGCGGGGGAAGUGGUUUGGGCUAGGUUCAUCUACAGUACGCCCAAUUGUGAGGAGUGCGAUGCAUCUCACAUCCACUAUGUAGACUUCGCUCUCAGGCGGCGUGUGUGCAAGAGGUGCAAGAAGCAGAAGUUUGUCUAUGCGCCCUUCUUUGGCAGGCGGUUUCCUGACUUCGACCCCGAAAUGCUGGAACUGAUUCCGCAUUCAAAUAUCGGAUGUUCGUCUACAAAGCGUUCAAAAGCCAAGGCAGACUCGAAAUUCUACUGGGAAGACGAUAUAUAUGCAUAGUGGAUCACGUCCGCAAGUCGUACGUUGCGAUGGUUCCUCGUCCUCCCUCAG
Molecule: messenger RNA, 893 nt
Organism: Rhodofomes roseus
Lineage: Eukaryota; Fungi; Basidiomycota; Agaricomycetes; Polyporales; Fomitopsidaceae
Exons: 7
Coding region: 189-842 (217 amino acids)
Molecular function (GO): protein binding
Source: RefSeq, a predicted model, not a curated record